AUGGCGCGGCGCACGCGCCUGAAGGCGCCCACUUCCACGCUCAAAUCCGCGUCCGGCGCCUACGCCUGGGAGGACCAGUACCAGCGUCCCUGGGACCUCGUGGCCGCCGACGGCGACGCGGGCGCGUCGCUCGAGCUGCUCGUGCAGCAGGCCAUCGAGCGCCGCCGCAACAAGAUCUUGAAACAUCCAUCCGCGCCCUUCCAGCGCGGCAUUCUCCGCACGCUCGUGGUGGUGGUGGACGGGCUGCGGGCCAUGCUGGACAAGGACCUCCGGCCGACGCGGCUCGCGUGCACGCUCGCGCUCCUCCAGGACUUUGUGCGUGAGUUCUUUGACCAGAACCCUGUAGCGCAGAUGGCCGUGGUGUGGAUGCGCAACGGCGUGGCGUCCGUGGUGCUGGCGCUCAGCGGGCUGCCGCAGCAGCACAUUGACCGGCUCCGCGCGGUGCGGGCGCGCCAGCACAACCGCUACGAGCCGCAGGGCGACCCGCUGCUCCAGAACGCGCUCGAGCUCGCGCGCCUGCUCCUCGUGCUGGCGCUGGGCGCGGCGCCGGGCGUGGCGCCGCCGGCGCAGAAGGCCUCGCGCGAGAUCCUCGUGGUCUUUGGCGCGUUGUUCACGCUGGACCCGGGCGACAUCCACGGUACCAUCACCGCGCUCGCGCGCGAGCACAUCCGCGCUAAGGUCAUCGGCCUCCUGGCCCAGGUCGCCGUGUGCCAGGAGCUCGUGCGCCGCACCAACCUCCCGCACGCGGGCCGCCCGGGCCUCCGCGCGGACGCGCGCCUCGCCCGCUUCUACGGCGUGAUCAUCAACGAGCACCACUUCCGCGAGUUGCUCAUGGACUGCGUGGAGCCGCUCGCGGUGCCACGCGGCGCCGGGCCCGCCGUGCCCGGCGAUGCGCUGGGCGUGCCGGUCAUCCGCAUGGGCUUCCCGCUGCGCCUCCCGGCGCCGGCCCUGCCGGCCGCCAACCUCCCGCGGCUCUGCGCGUGCCACCCGACGCGGGGGUCCGCGGCCCUGCGGGAGCCCGUGCCUGUGCAGCCGGUGCCGCCGCCGGGCACGUCGGCCGCGGUGCCAGACCCACCCGCGGCCUACACGUGCCCGCAGUGCCGCAGCCGCGUGUGCAGCGUGCCCACCGUGUGCCCGGCGUGCGGGCUCAUGUUGAUCUUGUCCACGCACUUGGCGCGCCUGUACCACCACUUGGUACCGCUCGCCGCGUACACGACCGUGGCCGCGGCCCCGGCGUACCCCAGCUCGCACUGCUACGGCUGCCUCCUCGAGUUCCCACCAGGCUCGCCCGAGGCCCCCGGCCCGGCUGCCUCCAGCCUGCGCUUCCGCUGCGGCAAGUGCGCCCACGACUUUUGCAUCGACUGCGACGUGUUCGUGCACGAGGUCCUCCACAACUGCCCGGGCUGCGAGAACCGCGCGUGA
Metschnikowia bicuspidata var. bicuspidata NRRL YB-4993 is the source of this 1422-nucleotide messenger RNA. RefSeq names its product TFIIH/NER complex subunit. Gene Ontology annotation, molecular function: zinc ion binding. Gene Ontology annotation, cellular component: transcription factor TFIIH holo complex; transcription factor TFIIH core complex. NCBI's taxonomy places the organism in Eukaryota, Fungi, Ascomycota, Pichiomycetes, Serinales, Metschnikowiaceae. Gene Ontology annotation, biological process: DNA-templated transcription; nucleotide-excision repair; regulation of transcription by RNA polymerase II. The record is from RefSeq and is a predicted model, not a curated record. The coding region runs from base 1 to 1422 and encodes 473 amino acids. The transcript has a single exon.